GUGGAUCUGAGGAGGGUGACCUUGAGGGAAAGCUGAAAGUCCCGGCAGGAUGGAUGGGGAUAAGCAGAAGGGUCCGUGGUGGUGACUUCUUCCUCUCUCUCGGCAGUCCCCUCCCUACAGUUCUGGCAGCUAUGACUCGGUCAAGACGGAGGUCAGCGGGUGUCCCGAAGACCUGACCGUGGGCAGAGCUCCCACCGCCGACGACGAUGACGACGACCACGACGACCACGAGGACAACGACAAGAUGAACGACUCGGAGGGCAUGGAUCCCGAGCGGCUAAAGGCUUUCAAUAUGUUUGUGCGUCUCUUCGUGGACGAGAACCUGGACCGGAUGGUGCCCAUCUCCAAGCAGCCCAAAGAGAAGAUCCAGGCUAUCAUCGAAUCCUGCAGCCGGCAAUUCCCGGAGUUCCAGGAACGAGCUCGCAAACGCAUCCGCACUUACCUCAAAUCUUGCCGUCGCAUGAAGAAGAACGGCAUGGAAAUGACUAGGCCGACCCCUCCUCACCUGACCUCAGCCAUGGCCGAGAACAUCCUGGCAGCUGCUUGUGAAAGUGAGACACGGAAAGCAGCCAAGCGGAUGCGGCUCGAGAUCUAUCAGACGUCACAGGACGAACCAGUUACCCUCGAGAAGCAGCAGUCCCGGGACUCGUCCACCUCCGUCACGCAUUCGUCCUACUCACUGCCAGCCUCCUCCUUCUCCCAAGACCCCGUCUACAUCAACGGGAGCCUGAACUACAGCUACCGCAGCUAUGGGACGCUGGGAAACACUUUGCAGCCGACUCCUUCCCUCCAGACAGGAAAUCACAGUAACGGCCCCACUGACCUCAGCAUGAAAAGCGGAACGUCCAGCACCACCCCGCCAGCCAACAGCACGAACCGGGGGGUGCCGGCCGCCCAGCUCAGCCCGACCGAGAUCAGCGCCGUCCGGCAGCUGAUCGCCGGCUACCGGGAGUCGGCCGCCUUCCUCCUCCGCUCGGCAGACGAACUGGAAAACCUCAUUUUACAGCAGAACUGACUGCUGGCCACCCUGGGGCUCCUGUGCCGGAAGAGACUUGUUGUCCACCAGACUUUCGUGAUAAAUCUGCUCAGGACUGGCCGAUCUUCUGCCUCUCUCACCGACCGACCG
This is a messenger RNA of Pseudonaja textilis, 1126 nucleotides long. The record is from RefSeq and is a predicted model, not a curated record. Lineage: Eukaryota; Metazoa; Chordata; Lepidosauria; Squamata; Elapidae.